Messenger RNA from Mycena indigotica, 1482 nucleotides. RefSeq lists its product as uncharacterized. Bases 1 to 1482 code for a protein of 493 amino acids. The record is from RefSeq and is a predicted model, not a curated record. The transcript is spliced from 7 exons. Gene Ontology annotation, molecular function: chloride channel activity. Lineage: Eukaryota; Fungi; Basidiomycota; Agaricomycetes; Agaricales; Mycenaceae.
AUGGCGCAAGACAACUUCUUUAUGGGCUGGACCAUGAAAAAGUUGAAUGCCACUGUGCUCAAUGAUAUCUGGUUCGACGUUAUGUUGUUAACUCUCGUCUCCACGAGUAUGCCGCUUCCCUUAUGUCCUGAACAUAUGUUGACCCCGGCUAUUUUCUCUAGUGGUGACCUGUAUCACGAAGCUCACGUCGCACAACCUCACUAUAAACAAUGUCUUGUUCGGGGUGCUGGGUACCGUACUGGGUCUUGUCAUCUCAUUCAGAACUUCAAGUACCAAGAAGGCCGCAAAUUGUGGACAAACAUAGCCAUUGCCUCCCGAAAUCUCGCUCAAAUUAUUUGGAUCCAUGUUGCCACUGAGAGAACCGAAACAGGUGGUAAAACUUGGACUAUUCUUCAAAGUACCAUUGAGAAGAAGACGAUGCUGAAUCUGGUUCAAGCGUUCUCGGUCUCUGUUAAGCAUCUUCUCCGCCAGGAGCCGGGAGUCUAUUACGACGACCUCUAUCCCCUCAUUUCGUUCCUACCACGGUUCGCUAGUCAGCAAUCAGGGCAUCUAUCAAAGGAGUUACUGCCCCUCUGGGAAGCCUGUGAGGACCCUCAAUAUCCUUGGGUAGAAAGUUGGGGUGAUCGCGCUAGUUCAUCAGAGAAGGAAAAUUCCGAGCAUGGGACACAGACCCAUCACCCACGGCGAACCAAAACAUUCGAUCCUGAGGCUGCCUUGGCUGACGUGGAUGUACAUAGGCCGCUGGGUCCGGCUCGCAAUCCACCGAAAAUAGGUUUUUUCGACUGUUUCUCUUGCAACUUGUGUGGAAAGCGGCCCAAGUCAAAGCUCAAAGGCAUCCGCCCGCUGACCGACAGCAACGUUCCCUUCGAAAUUACGAUCUAUUUGUCUUCAUAUAUAUCUUAUUUAUUGGGCAAUGCAUGGAUCUUGCCUGCCCCCGCUAGCGCGUAUGUGACCAACCUCGGCUUACUUCAAGACGCAUUAGCAAAUCUCGACCGAAUAGCUUCUACUCCGCUACCGUUUGCGUAUCAAGUGCACCUUCGAGUAUCUCUUUGGCUCUACCUUUUAUUCUUGCCCUUUCAAGUUGUUGGCUUGCUUGGCUGGGUUACGAUUCCCGGAACCGCGUUUGCUGCAUUCCUGUUUCUUGGUUUUCUUGAAAUUGGGCAAGAGAUUGAAAAUCCCUUCAAUUACGAUUUAAACGACCUCAACCUCGACGGUUUCUGUCUCGCUAUCCAACGCGAUCUGCAUGAGAUUGCGGCGCACACGAAUCCAAAUCCUGCGGAAUUUGUGUUUUCUGCAUGGAACCAGCCAUUUGCACCAACUGACCGGCGGAGCUCAGAAGCCUUGGUUGCAGACGCGACCUCAGACUACUCUUUGCCCUCUUCGAAAGUCGAUCAGAGCAGCUCAACCGAUGGCGGUUCGGUCAGUUUGCAACAGAUGCUGGUGCGGAACUGGCGGGAGAUUGAGGGACGGACCAGGCACUGA